CUCUUCUCCCUUGGGGGACGGUACUGUCAUGGCGGAGACGAGCAGCAGCUGCCGUAGGAGGUGAAUCAGGAAGCGAAAGGAGAUUGAACUGAAGACCGCCUGAAUGACACGAGUAACAGAAACAAGAACAGCAGUACUUGAUAUUCGCGCACGUUGGGCGGGAAAGACUCGUUUCUCUGUUGUCUGAAUAAGGAUUUUGAGCGUCUCACUGGAGUGUCUACGCUGUUGGUUCCUGCUGCGUUUUGUAGUUUUCUACAGACCCCUUCCCGCGGGGUUCAGGUACCUGCCUGGCAUUUGAGGGCUGUAUUUCGGAGGAACGACGAAACUACACCGGCUUGGCUAUCUGCCCUCUUUGGUUGGCCUUCCCUUUUUAUUUGCUAUUAUAUAAAAGAGCUCACCUCGUUGAGCACUUAUUGUUAAGAGAAACCGAAACACCAGAAACUAACUUGAGGGUCUGUCCUUACAACUUUCUCCUCGCUUGGCACUACAUCUUAAGUUUCACCUGCUGACUGUCACCCGGGAUAACUAAUUCCCUUUGGUAAUCUGCCUCUAGAGUGACGACGACUCCAAGCUAGUAGCCAUAUCUUCCCGUAUAACGCCGGCGUGAAGGAUCGGGCUGGAAUUCUGCAUUGGAUGGCGAGUGAAGAACGGCAGCAUCAUCGUCUACAGCUUGGAAUUGUUUCUUAGUCAACGUUACAACAAAAUCUUUUCUCCGCCGUCAAAAGUUUGCUUGACACUUUCUUUUUAUUGAUCGAAAGCUUCAGCGCAGGUGUGGAGCGAUCCCGCUGCCUGGAAAAAUGGCCAGCGAGGAGAAUAAUGGUGAAGGGGGCACCACGUCCAUGUCGCUGAACCCAGGGAUCCCUAUUAGGGGAAUAAGGAUGAAGUUCGCUGUGUUGGCCGGGUUAGUGGAGGUCGGAGAGGUCACACACAGGGACAUCGUUGAGACAGUCUUCAAUCUGCUUGUUGGCGGGCAGUUUGACCUAGAAAUGAAUUUCAUCAUUCAAGAGACUGAAAGUAUCUCUUGUAUGGUAGAGCUGUUGGAUAAGUGUGAAAAGAACUGUCAAGCUGAAGUGUGGAGCAUCUUUACUGCCAUUCUGAAGAAAAGCAUUCGCAAUCUUCAAGCCUGUACAGAUACAGGUCUCAUUGAGCAAGUUCUGAAAAGGAUUGACAAAGUUGACAGUAUGAUUGCAGAUCUCCUUGUUGAUAUGCUGGGAGUCUUGGCAAGCUACAGUAUCACUGUUCGUGAGCUUAAACUGUUUUUCAGCAAACUGCAGGGAGAGAAAGGACAUUGGCCUCCGCAUGCUGUGAAGUUGCUUUCUGUGUUGAAGCAUAUGCCACACAAAAAUGGCCCUGAUUCAUUUUUCAGCUUUCCUGGGAGGAGUGCUGCAGCUAUAGCUUUACCUCCCAUUGCCAAAUGGCCAUACCAAAAUGGAUUCACUUUCCACACGUGGCUGCGAAUGGAUCCUGUUAGCAAUAUCAAUGUAGAUAAGGAUAAACCUUAUUUAUACUGUUUCCGGACGAGUAAAGGACUUGGAUACUCUGCACAUUUUGUUGGAGGAUGUCUAAUUGUGACCUCAUUAAAAUCUAAAGGGAAAGGAUUCCAGCACUGUGUUAAGUUUGACUUCAAGCCCCAAAAGUGGUACAUGGUGACUAUCGUACAUAUCUACAACCGGUGGAAGAAUAGUGAAAUAAGCUGCUAUGUGAAUGGGGAGCUUGCCUCAUAUGGUGAAAUCACAUGGUUUGUCAACACAAGUGAUACAUUCGACAAAUGUUUCCUGGGAUCAUCUGAGACUGCUGACGCUAACCGAGUGUUUUGUGGUCAAAUGGGCGCUGUCUACCUCUUCAGUGAAGCACUCAACGCAGCUCAGAUUUUGGCCAUUUAUCAGCUGGGUCCAGGCUACAAGGGUACCUUUAAAUAUAAGGCAGAAAGUGACCUACUUUUUGCUGAGCAUCAUAAACUUUUGCUGUAUGAGGGAAAGCUGUCUAACUGCAUUGCGUUCACAUAUAACCCACGAGCUACAGAUGCCCAGCUCUGCCUCGAGUCUUCUCCCAAAGACAAUCCAUCUAUCUUUGUACAUUCACCUCAUGCUCUAAUGCUGCAGAAUGUAAAAGCCGAAGUGACGCAUUCUGUGCCAAGUGCUAUUCAUUCCAUCGGAGGGGUACAGGUACUGUUUCCACUGUUUGCACAACUUGAUUUUCUCCAGCAUUCUUCUGACCAACUAGAUACCACAGUAUGUUCCACUCUGCUGGCUUUUGUCAUGGAGCUACUGAAGAGCUCUGUUGCUAUGCAAGAGCAGGUCCUAGCUUGCAAGGGCUUUCUUGUGAUUGGCUAUUGCCUGGAAAAGUCUUCCAAGGCCCAUAUCACCAGGGCUGUGCUGGAGCUGUUCCUUGCUUUUGCCAGAUACCUCAGCAACCUACAGAAUGGUGUCCACCUGCUCAAACAGCUCUGUGAUCACAUUCUUUUCAAUCCUGCUAUCUGGAUUCAUGCUCCAGCUAAGGUGCAACUACAGCUGUAUACCUACUUAUCUACUGAAUUUAUCAGCACUGUUACUAUAUAUAAUGCAAUCCGCAGAGUUGGAACAGUGCUGCAAGUAAUGCAUACACUGAAAUAUUACUACUGGGUAGUAAAUCCCCAAGAUCGUAGUGGUGUUAUUCCAAAAGGCCUGGAUGGUCCCAGACCAAACCAGAAGGAAAUACUUUCUCUGAGAGCAUUCCUCUUGCUGUUUAUAAAGCAGUUAAUAAUGAAGGACUAUGGAGUGAAAGAAGAUGAGUUGCAGAGUAUUCUCAGCUAUUUGCUGACAAUGCAUGAGGAUGACAAUUUAAUCGAUGUGCUUCAGCUGUUAGUGGCACUGAUGUCGGAACAACCAAGCACUAUGAUCCCUGCCUUUGAUCAACGCAAUGGAAUCCGUGUUGUGUAUAAGUUACUUGCUUCAAAAAGUGAGAGCAUUCGAGUACAAGCAUUGAAAGUGUUGGGUUACUUUCUGAAGCACUUGGGGCCCAAAAGAAAAGCAGAAGUUAUGCUUGGUCAUGGGUUGUUUUCAUUGUUGUCUGAACGGCUCAUGCUGCAGACCAACAUUAUCUCAAUGACUACAUAUAAUGUGCUCUUUGAGAUUCUUACUGAGCAGAUUUGCACUCAGGUUAUACAUAAACAACAUCCUGAUCCUGACUCUUCAGUAAAGAUUCAAAAUCCACAAGUUUUGAAGGUCAUUGCAGCACUUCUGAAGAAUUCUCCACAAGGGCCAGAGAGUAUGGAGGUUCGACGAGUCUUUUUGUCAGACAUGAUCAAGCUUUUCAACAACAGUCGCGACAAUCGAAGGAGUUUGUUGCAGUGCUCAGUAUGGCAAGAAUGGAUGCUGUCUCUUAGCUUCAUUAACCCCAAGAACUCAGAGGAGCAAAAGAUAACAGAAAUGGUGUAUGCAAUCUUCCGAAUUCUGUUAUACCAUGCAGUCAAGUAUGAGUGGGGAGGCUGGCGUGUCUGGGUGGAUACACUUUCAAUCACUCACUCCAAGGUUACUUUUGAACAGCACAAAGAUAGCCUUUCAAAGCUUUUCAGAGAAUACCAAAGACAAGGUGAUGAAGCAUCUGUGCUUGGAGCCAGUGGUCUGAUUAGAACUGUGUCUGGUUUGAGCAGCAAUGCAGAAGAUGUAACAGCACAUGGAGAAGAGGAGAAAAAAAGCCUUGCAGGUUCCUCAGAGGACACAGAGUCUCAACAUAUAACUGAAGUGCCUUCCUUAUUAAAAGAAAUACCAUCCAAAGAAAAUGGUUUAUUGGUUUCAGACUGUGAUCCAAAACCUGUAGAUGAAAAAUUGGAUGUGCUGCCUUCAUCUCCUGUGGCUUCUGAUGGUGAGAACCUCUCAACACAAGAAAAGUGUCUGGAACCAACGGACGUUCCUGUUUUAUCACCGGUUGAAUCCUUAGAAGUGAACGUUGACUCUGCACAGCUUGAAAAUGAGUUGCCUGUACCCGCUUUGGAGCAAUCUGCAUCUAAUAGCUCUGGAAACUCUGAAGACAACAUUUUGGAGAAAAACUCUGAAGAUGGUUAUAUGUCAACGGAGAACAAAGUUAAUGGGGAAUCUCUACCAUCAGCUGUAGUAGAAGUGGUCAAAGAAGGCCCCUUGGAAAGUGCAUCACCACCUCCUGCAGAAAAAAAUUCAGAUAGAGAGCAAGUGUCUGAAAAAGAAGCAGACCCAGUGAGUCUUAGUGAUACAGUAAAUACAACAAAAGAGAAUACAAAUGAUGAAGUUAAACCUUCAGAUGAAACACCAAAAGAAAGGGUUGAAAUAAAUAACAUUAUUACGUCAAGGACCAAAGAGAUAAAAAUCGCAAGGCUUGAUGUUUCCAGUGUUGCAUCAGAUACAGAGAGGCUUGAACUGAAAGCUAGUUCAAGUCAAGAUCCAUCAUCUCCAACUGGACCUGGUUUAGGCCAGGCAGCACCCUCUAGUGUUAAUAGAAAGGAUACAGCCGGCUCUUCUGCAAGGUCAACAAUGUUUCGAAUUCCAGAGUUCUGCUGGUCUCAUAUGCACCAGCGACUGCUAACUGAUCUGCUGUUUUCAAUUGAGACUGAUGUGCAGAUGUGGAGAAGCCACUCCACAAAAACCAUUAUGGACUUUGUGAACAGCAGUGAAAAUGUUAUCUUUGUGCAUAACACUGUCCACUUGGUCUCACAAGUUGUGGACAAUAUUAUCAUGGCCAGUGGUGGAAUAUUACCCCUUCUUGCUGCUGCCACCUCAUCAACUCAUGAAUUAGAAAACAUUGAGCCAUCUCAUGGCCUUUCCAUUGAAGCUUCUGUUACUUUCCUCCAGAGGCUGAUUAGCCUUGUAGAUGUGCUGAUAUUUGCUAGCUCGCUAAGCUUUACAGAGAUUGAGUCCGAAAAGAACAUUUCUUCUGGAGGAAUUCUGAGGCAGUGCCUAAGAUUAGUGUGUGCUAUGGCUGUAAGAAAUUGUUUGGAAUGCCAACAUCACUCAAAGCCUGGAGCAGAUAUUGGCAGGGGACAAAAAACUGUGCAGAACUUAAUGAUAACUGCAAAAUCAACCUCUGCACAGAGUCCAGUUGACGUUGUGACAGGUGGUAUUUCCCCUGUAAGGGACACAGACCGAUUACUCCAGGACAUGGACAUUAACCGCCUUCGAGCUGUGGUCUUCAGAGAUAUUGAGGACAGCAAGCAGGCUCAGUUUCUAGCUUUGGCAGUGGUAUAUUUCAUUUCAGUGCUCAUGGUUUCAAAGUACAGGGACAUCUUAGAACCUCAAAACGAGAGGAAAGCACCACAACGCAGCCAGUCCGUUAGAAAUUCCCAGUUCAAAAAUGACGAUGCAUCAUCUGCAGUGUCUCAAUUUAAAGAUGACAUUGCAAAACCAGAUGUGGAAGUUACUGCUGAAGUUGAUGCAAGCUUAGAAAAUGGUGCUGAUUUAAGGAGGACAGAUUCUGGUAUAGAAGAAGGGCAGGCUUCCACUGCAACUAGUGAAAUUGAUGGUAAUGUUGGAUCUGGGGUUGAACCUGUGAUCACAGGACCUGAUGCUAUCAGCGAGGUCUUGUCUACCCUUUCGUCUGAGGUCAAGAAGCCGCAGGAUGCACAAGAACAAGAGAACAAAUCCCUGCCAAUGGCGCCUGCCGCCGCUGCUGCCGCUGCCAGUCAGCCACGAAACGUGAAUGUUAAAGAUAUUCUUCGAAGUUUGGUCAGCAUGCCUGCAGAAGAAAUAGUGAUAGACCCUACGAUUAUUCCACCUGCAUUUCUUGGUGCUAUGGGGGAUGAUCCUGUCGAUCAGUCUUUACAGUUCAGAUCGUUUGACAGGAGUGUUGUUGUAGCUCCCAAGAAGACGAGUGGAGCACCUACCGGUACAGUAUCUGUGGCCACCAGUAUACCGGCAGCAGCCCCAGCUCCCAUUAGUACUGGACCUGUUAAUGAUGUCAGUGAGGUCUCGACUUCAGAGGCAUCUGAACACAUUACAGAAUCUGCGGCUGGAGGGGGACCAGCAAACCUACCAUAUGUUCCCUCAGUGUCCCCAAUGACAGAAGAUUCAGCUUCAAAUAUGAGUAUUUCUGAUAGACUGGAACAUGCUCUUGAGAAAGCAGCACCAUUGCUACGAGAGAUUUUUGUGGACUUUGCACCAUUUCUUUCUCGUACACUUCUAGGAAGCCAUGGGCAGGAACUACUUAUUGAAGGUACAAGUUUGGUCUGCAUGAAGUCCAGCAGUUCAGUUGUGGAGUUAGUCAUGCUGCUUUGUUCACAGGAGUGGCAGAACUCAAUCCAGAAGAAUGCUGGUUUGGCCUUUAUUGAACUCGUCAAUGAAGGAAGGUUGUUAAGCCAUACCAUGAAGGAUCACCUGGUAAGAGUUGCAAAUGAGGCGGAGUUCAUACUCAGCAGACAGAGGGCAGAAGAUAUUCACAAACAUGCUGAGUUUGAGUCUCACUGUGCCCAAUACUCAGCUGAAAAGAGAGAUGAAGAAAAAAUGUGUGACCACUUGAUUCGAGCUGCCAAAUACAGAGACCACGUCACAGCCACACAAUUGAUACAGAAGAUCAUCAACAUUUUGACUGACAAACAUGGAGCCUGGGGGAAUUCGUCUGUUAGUCGUCCUCGUGAGUUCUGGCGCCUUGACUACUGGGAAGAUGACUUGCGGCGCCGGCGACGUUUUGUUCGCAACCCGUUUGGAUCUACACAUCCUGGAGCUACGCUAAAGGCAGCUGGAGAGCAUGUGCUGACCAAAGCUGCUCCAGAUGAAGACGUCCUGGUGAAAGGGCAGCAGUCAAUCAGAAGCCAAGCUCUGGGAAAUCAGAACUCGGAGAGCGAGAUCCUGCUGGAUGUGGACGAUGACACCCUCUCGUCCAUUGAGGAGAAGGACCUGGAAAACCUUACGGGUCCCGUAAGCUUAAGCACUGUAGCUCAUCUGGUUUCUCCAGCAGUAGUAGUUAAGGGCACAUUGUCCAUCACAGCAUCUGAACUCUACUUCGAGGUGGAUGAAGAAGAAGAUAGCUUUAAGAAAAUCGAUCCAAAGAUUCUCACCUACACUGAAGGACUCCAUGGAAAAUGGCUCUUCACAGAGAUUCGUGCAAUCUUCUCAAGGCGCUAUUUGCUUCAGAAUUCUGCUUUGGAAAUAUUCAUGGCAAACAGAACUGCUGUCAUGUUCAAUUUUCCAGACCAGGCUACUGUCAAGAAAGUUGUUUACUGUCUGCCUCGUGUAGGCGUUGGAACGAAUUUUGGCUUACCGCAGACAAGACGGAUUUCAUUGGCAACCCCCAGGCAGCUGUAUAAAGCUUCUAACAUGACCCAGCGCUGGCAAAGAAGGGAGAUUUCAAACUUUGAAUACCUCAUGUUCCUCAACACUAUCUCUGGACGUACAUACAAUGACUUAAACCAGUACCCAGUUUUCCCAUGGGUUAUUACCAAUUAUGAUUCAGAAGAGCUGGAUUUGACACUCCCCAGCAAUUUCAGAGAUUUGUCCAAGCCAAUUGGAGCACUCAAUCCAAAGAGAGCAGCAUUUUUCUCUGAGCGCUUUGACACUUGGGAAGAUGAUCAAGUACCAAAGUUUCACUACGGCACCCAUUACUCAACUUCCAGCUUCACACUUAUGUGGCUUUUAAGAGUUGAGCCGUUCACAACAUUUUUCCUAAAUUUGCAAGGAGGAAAGUUUGACCAUGCGGAUAGAACCUUUUCUUCUGUGUCAAGGGCUUGGCGUAACUGCCAGAGAGACACUUCUGAUGUGAAGGAACUAAUCCCAGAAUUUUAUUAUCUUCCGGAGAUGUUUGUCAACUCUAAUGACUACAGUCUGGGAGUGAUGGAUGAUGGAACGGUGGUGUCUGAUGUCGAACUUCCACCGUGGGCUAAAACCCCAGAAGAAUUUGUUCGCAUAAAUCGGCUGGCCCUAGAAAGUGAAUUUGUCUCCUGCCAGCUUCAUCAGUGGAUUGAUUUAAUUUUUGGAUAUAAGCAGCAAGGACCAGAGGCCAUCCGGGCCCUCAAUGUCUUCUACUAUCUCACCUAUGAAGGGGCAGUGAACCUGAGCUCAAUUUCUGAACCUGUUCUCAGGGAGGCUGUUGAAGCUCAGAUUCGAAGUUUUGGACAAACCCCUUGUCAGCUGCUAAUAGAGCCACAUCCCCCCAGGAGUUCUGCCAUGCAGGUGUAUCUCCUCCUGCAGACGCCGAUGAUGUUCACUGAGCAGAUGCAGCAGGACGUUAUCAUGGUGCUCAAGUUCCCAUCCAACUCCCCCGUGGCUCAUGUGGCUGCAAACACACAGCCUGGACUAACAGGACCUGCUGUCAUCACCGUCACAGCUAACAGGCUCUUCGCAGUGAACAAGUGGCACGGGCUCAGUGGCCAUCAAGGCACAGUCCAGGACCAGCCCUACCAGCUGCCGGUGGAAAUCGAUCCUUUGAUAGCCUCCAAUGCCAACAUGCACAGAAGGCAAAUCACUGACCUUUUGGACCAAAGCAUUCAGAUCCAUUCCCAAUGUUUUGUGAUCACAGCUGACAACCGAUUCAUCCUGGUCUGUGGCUUCUGGGAUAAGAGUUUCCGUGUCUAUUCCACUGACUCAGGUAAACUGACUCAGAUAGUGUUUGGGCAUCGAGAUGUGGUGACGUGCCUGGCCAGGUCUGAAUCGUACAUUGGCGGAGACUGCUACAUCCUCUCGGGAUCCCGGGAUGCCACACUGCUUCUCUGGUAUUGGAACGGCAAGCACAAUGGCAUAGGUGAAAACCCAGGCACUGAAUUCACAACACCACGGACCAUACUGACUGGACAUGACUGUGAGAUCACAUGUGCAACGGUGUGUGCAGAACUGGGCCUGGUCAUCAGUGGCUCCAAAGAGGGUCCCUGUUUGAUACAUUCCAUGAAUGGAGACCUGUUGCGUACCCUGGAAAGUCCAGAAAACUACAUGCAGCCACGUCUUGUCCAGUGCUCGACUGAAGGACACUGUUUGGUCUACUAUGAAAAGGGAUCGUUCUGCAUGUUCAGUAUAAACGGAAAACUGUUGGGUCACAUGGAAGUGGAAGAGAAUAUCAAGGCAAUACUGAUGAGCCGAGAUGGACAAUACCUGCUGUCAGGAGGCGAUGCUGGAGUGCUGACGAUUUGGCAGAUCCACGAUCUCAAGCAGCUCUUUGUAUACCCAGGUUGUGACGCUGGGAUCAGAUCAAUGGCAAUGUCACAUGACCAAAGGUGCAUCAUAACUGGCAUGGCGUCUGGGAGCAUUGUACUGUUUUACAACGAUUUUAACCGAUGGCAUCACGAGUAUCAGACGAGAUACUGAAGAUCCCAGCUGAUAGGAUUGCUGUGUGAAUGGUGGCGGAGCGUCUCACCAUUUGUUCUAAAAAGGCACUACUUUAUUCUUUUGUUAUAUACUGAAAGACAGAAAAAAAAAACACAAUGCAGUUCUGAAUGUAGCUUAAAUACUGGCAAAAAAGCAACUAUUUUUAAAUAGUCACUGCUAUAUUUUGUAGAUCCUUAUAAAUUUCAUAUAUAAUAAAUCUUUGGGGUGGGUUCUAUAGUUAUGAAAAAAGCAAAAUCUAUUUUUAGUGGUAAAAGUCUAUUUUUCAUCGCUGUGCAAAGGGGGAAAUAUUAACAGGGUGAAACUGUCAUUAGUUAGGUAAUUUUAUUUACAUCGAUGGUCUUAAGAUGUGCUCGUCUGCUUUGUUACUGGGGAGAGGAAGAGGAUUUGGGUUACACAAGAAUUCUUGUGCUUAGCCACUCGGUUUCCGAGUAUUUGUGGCAUCCUGUAGUG
This is a messenger RNA of Polypterus senegalus (gray bichir), 9707 nucleotides long. RefSeq names its product LPS responsive beige-like anchor protein (gene lrba). The coding region runs from base 798 to 9236 and encodes 2812 amino acids. The record is from RefSeq and is a predicted model, not a curated record. Gene Ontology annotation, biological process: intracellular protein localization. Lineage: Eukaryota; Metazoa; Chordata; Cladistia; Polypteriformes; Polypteridae. The transcript has 57 exons. Gene Ontology annotation, cellular component: membrane; cytosol. Gene Ontology annotation, molecular function: protein kinase binding.